This is a messenger RNA of Fusarium fujikuroi IMI 58289, 1002 nucleotides long. RefSeq lists its product as uncharacterized. The transcript is spliced from 2 exons. The coding region runs from base 1 to 1002 and encodes 333 amino acids. Lineage: Eukaryota; Fungi; Ascomycota; Sordariomycetes; Hypocreales; Nectriaceae. The record is from RefSeq and is a predicted model, not a curated record.
AUGGCCGUGUCUCAAAAACUGGUCACAAUUACCUUUAUCUUCGCAACAAUACUGCUCUGUACUGUACUAUUCACGAGAUCAUCCCCUCACUUCUCGAGAUCAAUAUCGUUACAGAAUCAUGCAGAUGUCUUUAGUAACGAUCCUCAUUUAAACUCAAGACUUGCACACGCCGAAAAGCUAUGGAAACGCUCCAUUAAGGCUCGCGAGGAGAUGGUCGAAGUAGUCGGCUACGACAAAACCUUUCCCGACGGAUACAUGAACCCCUUCAACGUCUGGGAUUUUGCUCGCCCCAGCUUCUUCUGUCCCCACGAUCUUGAACGCGUUGGGUCAAUCAGCGAUGGCGGCAAGAUAAUCUGCGGCAUGUCGCGUUAUGAGAAGGAAUGUCCUGGCCCAUCCUCAGACUCAAAUAAGGCAAGGGAGUUGAUCGUCUACUCAUUCGGUGUGAGCGUCGACUCCUCCUUUGAGGCAGAGCUGCUCCAGCGCACAAAUGCUCGGAUAUGGGGAUAUGAUGGUACCGUUGAUAAGUGGGCGCAGCAAGUUCCUGAGUGGAUAUGGUCGCGAGCCAAAUUUCAAAAGGUUAUGAUCGGGAAGGUAUCGGACGGCAAGGCUAGACCGCCUGUGUUUUCGAUACAGGAUCUGAUGAAGGCGAAUGGGCAUUCUUAUGUUGAUCUCAUCAAGAUGGACAUAGAAGGUGCAGAGUUUGAUGUUCUGACGUCGCUGAUCGACUUUGUUAAAGAGCAGAGGAAGAACGGCAAUGUGACGUUGCCAUUUGGUCAGUUGUUGGUCGAGAUGCAUCUCAAGCAAGCGCCAGAAGGCGUUACGGUUCCAAACGACCUUCGAUCCUGGCUGGAGUGGUGGUAUUCGCUAGAGGAGAUGGGCUUAAGGCCAGUGAGCAAUGAAGAUAAUUGGAUAGGCGAUAGGGUAUAUGGCAUGCCCAGAUUCAUGGAGUACACGUUUAUCAAUGCAGUGGAUAAGGAACGAAACUUGUUACUAUGGACAUGA